Mycena indigotica is the source of this 1050-nucleotide messenger RNA. Its product is annotated as PLC-like phosphodiesterase. The record is from RefSeq and is a predicted model, not a curated record. The transcript is spliced from 9 exons. The coding region runs from base 1 to 1050 and encodes 349 amino acids. NCBI's taxonomy places the organism in Eukaryota, Fungi, Basidiomycota, Agaricomycetes, Agaricales, Mycenaceae. Gene Ontology annotation, biological process: lipid metabolic process. Gene Ontology annotation, molecular function: phosphoric diester hydrolase activity.
AUGCUAGGCUUUUCUCUGGCCAUCUCCCUGCUCUCAGCAACUUUAACUUCUGCUGCAACGAUAUGUAACGGUCAUGCGGAGCUUUGUGGGAAAAGCUUUGGGAAUGUGUCUUUUGUUGGGGCCCACAACUCUUAUGCCGUUGGCACAAACAAUCUCGCCGUCAACCAGGACUACGAUAUAACUCAGCAAUUAAAUGAUGGUGUGAGGAUGCUUCAGAUGCAGGCUCACAACCAGUCCGGAGUCAUCCAAUUGUGCCACACGAGCUGUUUUCUCUACAAUGGAGGCACCUUGGAAGACUAUCUGAAAAAAGUGAAAUCAUGGAUGGACGCCAACACACAGGAGGUGCUAUCUUUACUCAUAGUUAACAUCGACAACCUGCCAGCGGCUACCUUCGGCGCUGUUUUUGCUUCCGUUGGCUUAGACAAGCUGUCGUAUGCACCGACUUCAUCUCCAAUGACUGCCUCCUCCUGGCCGACACUUGGCUCUUUGAUCGACAGCGGGACACGUUUAAUUUCGUUCCUUGACAAUACCGCGAACCCCGCUGCUGUGCCGUAUCUGAUUGACGAGUUCACUAACAUCUGGGAAACUGCAUACGACGUUACUGACCCAACCUUCGACUGCAAUGUCAACCGCACCAAAGGCGACACCGCAACCCAGAUGUAUCUGAUCAACCACUUCUUGGACAAAAUCGUUCUUGGUAGUCCUGUUCCGGAUAUCGACAGAGCGAACGUGACCAACAGUGCCUCUGGGCCUGGUUCACUGGGCGCCCAGGUAGACACAUGUGUUGCGGCUAACGGACGUGCUCCGAACUUCAUGCUUGUCGAUUUCUACGAAUACGGCGGCGGUAGCGUCUUCCAAGUUGCGGCGCAGAUUAACGGCGUGACCUACAGCCCAACAUCGCCAAUCGCCACACCAAUUACUGGCUCUUCGUCGCCUCGAACCUCAACCACCGGGAAUGGCUCCUCUCCCUCUUUGAUUAAUACGUCACAGUUUGCUGCUUGUCUGCUGAUUGCUGUUGGGGUUGCGCUUGGAGCAUCCAGUGUGCUUUAG